GGGUGGUGCCUCGCGUUUUGCGCGGGGCUGGCUUAAAACACGUGGAGUCUCCCCGACACGCAGCAAGCGUCCAGACUUCAUUCAUUCGUGGCGCCGCGUCUGCUGCUCCAGGCCGCUACUGAAGAAGAGGGGGAGGGGCGAGCAGACUGCGCCAUCCUCGUGGUGCAGGCCGCGAACCGGCACGCGUCUCGCGACCAUCCCGUCAUGGCCGCUCAGCCGUUGACCAUGAGCUUCAGCGCGGUGGACUACACAAUCUGUGCCGUGCUGCUGCUCGUCUCGUGCGGCAUCGGCCUCUACCAUGGCUGCGUUGGGGGAGGACAGAAGACCACGCGCUCAUUCCUCAUGGCCGACCGCAGCAUGAGCUGUGGGCCCGUGUCUCUGUCGCUGCUUGCCACGUUCCAGUCGUCCGUCGGCAUCCUCGGCACCCCGGCCGAGGUGUACCGCUUCGGCACCGAGUACUGGCUCCUCGGCCUCUCCUACUUCCUGGGCCUGCUGAUCCCUGCGCACGUUUUCAUUCCCGUCUUCUACCGGCUGAAGCUCACGAGUACAUACGAGUACCUGGAGUUGCGCUUCAAUAAAACGGUCCGGAUAUGUGGAACAGCUACUUUCAUUUUCCAGAUGGUCGUGUACAUGGGAGUGGGGCUCUAUGCCCCAGCGCUGAUACUCAAUACAGUGACGGGAAUCAGCCUGUGGGCCUCUGUGACUGGUCUGGGCUUGGUGUGCACACUCUACACGGCCAUCGGUGGCCUGAAGGCCGUGAUCUGGGCAGACGCGUUCCAGACGGUCGUGAUGGUGGCGGGGCAGCUCGCCGUGAUCGGCGUGGGGUGCUGGCAGGCCGGCGGCAUAGGCCGCGUGUGGGACAUCGCCAGCCAGGGGGGACGGAUCUCAGCGAUCAACUGGAACCCUGACCCCACGGAGCGGCACUCGUUCUGGAGUCUGUCCAUCGGUGGCAUGUUCAUGAUGCUAGCGCUGUACGGCGUCAACCAGGCGCAGGUGCAGCGCUACCUGUGUGCGCGCUCCGAGCGCCAGGCGAUUCUGUCGUGCUACGUGGUGUUUCCGUGGCAGCAGAUCGUCCUCGCGAUCAGCUGCGUGAUGGGCCUGGUGAUGUACGCGCGCUAUCAGGAGUGCAGCCCUCUCAACACGGGCCUUCUCAAGAGCCCAGACCAGCUGGUGCUGUAUUUCGUGAUGGACGUUCUUCGUGACCUGCCAGGCCUGCCAGGCCUGUUUGUUGCCUGCCUUUUCAGCGCUUCACUCAGCACCAUCUCGUCAGCCUUCAACUCUCUGGCCACGGUGACCUUGGAGGACCUGGUCCGGCCGUGUGUGCCCGGGCUGUCCGAGCAGAACGCCAUGCGGACUUCCAAGGCACUCGCCGUGGCCUACGGGAUUCUCUGUCUGGGCUUGGCCUACAUUGCGUCUCUCAUGGGCUCCGUGCUGCAGGCGGCCAUCAGUAUUUUUGGGAUGCUGGGAGGCCCUCUUCUGGGAGUGUUUUCCCUCGGCCUGUUUUUCCCUCGUGCCAACUCUACUGGAGCGAUUGUGGGGCUGGCGUGUGGGCUCUGCAUGGCCCUGUGGAUAUUCAUCGGCAGCUUUCUAUCUCGUGCCCGGCUGGCAGGCCGCUCCGUUGAGGCCGCCGUGGGCUGUUUGAAUGCCACUCUUUCCCUAGCCAGCACGAUGAGUACCCUGCUGCCCAUCCCCUCCACCGUGGCCACCCUUCCCUCCACCGUCACUAGCGGCCAGCAAACAGGGCUGUCCGGAUUGGACUCGUUCUACUCGCUGUCCUACAUGUGGUACACGGCGCACAACGCUGCCACGGUGGUGCUGGUCGGAAUGCUCGUCAGCCUGCUAACAGCCCCCAUGGAGAGCAUUGACCCGCGCACUCUGGUGCCAGUGGCUUACACUCUGUGCCGCUGCCUUCCUGCUAGCGCCCGCGCGUGGCUCUGCUGCACCACGUCCAGUGAUCAUGAGAUCAAACAAAAACCUUCUGCAGAUUCAUCAGAAAACCAGACAGAUUUGACCAUGGUCCCCCUUGCAGAACAAGACCUGGAAAACCCCAAACCCCCACAGGAAGCAACCUCCAAUAGCACCUAUCUGUGAAUUCGAACAUCAUUUUGCCAAGGAUUUGAGGGUUUGGAGGUGGGUAGAUGAUGUGAGGAGUAAGGUUUGUGAAUGUACUUGACUUUGUUGGCACUUUUCCACUGGCACAUCUGAGCCGAGCCAGCAUGGUGUGUUCAUGGCAUGGGUGGGUCCCAGCUGGUUAUUUUUCUGUGCUGAACCAGAAACGAACCACGAUAUGCUAGGCUCGCAAGACAAUCAAAAUCCAACUUGGGCCAAGUUGGACCAGGAGCAGGGCUAAUUCAUGCAUUCAUUUGGUGUGAUGUCAUUCGGUGCACUGACCGUCGCUAGGUCAUCAAAACACGUCUCGACUUGUGUGAUGUUGGUGACAUGGCUUGGCUUCUACAGUAGGAUAACAAUCUGGCCUACCUCCUAGGCUGUGUCAGCCUGACUUAACACAUCCGUAGUGCAGCUCAGUUAUACCAGUGGAAAAGAGGUAUUAGGCUGACUGCACAGACACAUUCUAGUGCCCUCUUCUGGGCUUAUUGUGGACCUAAAAUCCUAAUUUCAGGUUAGUGCAUUGGAAGUGAGUUUUUAAUGAAUGUUUAAAUGAUCCAUAAAGUAUAACAGAAUUUUAAAUGCAAUGUGAAUGAAUGUUUCCACCAUAAUAAUUAAAUGUUGAAUACUGAACCUCUCCCAGGGUGGACCCUAAUUAUAAGCUAAUCGCAAAAAAUUCCACUGAUGUAUCGUACAGUAAAAGAUGCCCAAUAAUCGUAUUGUCCAUUUUUUUCCAUAUUGCUAUACAGUGGUCUAUCGGUUAACGAUAUUAAUUGGUUCCACAAAAAAACAUUAAUUGAAAUUGUUGUUAGUCGAAUAAAGGAAAUAUAUGUUUAAAGGCUUAGUUUGUUUUUCACCCUAAAAACUUAGCUUAUAUAUUUAAAUAAGAUAUUUUAAUGAAUACAUUUUAUAAGAACAUAUUAAAGCAUUAAUAGAAACAUGAGUAAAUAAUGAAUAAAUAUAAAUUUGCAUAAAUAGAGCAUAAAAUACAAAAUAUUUCCGUAAUUUCCUGAUUAAUUUGCAGACUAAUUGUUCUCCUCACUUGUCUUAACAUUUAUUUUAGAGGCCAUUGUUAUUUAUCUUCCUUAACUUUUAAGUAAAAAAACACAGCAUUCAAGAGAGCUGUUUCCAUAAGCAACGUACAUUAAACAUUAAAAAGCUAGGCAGUUGCUCUCAAAACGCUUAUAAAAGUGCAUCGCUGAUUGGCUGAGGUCUGCUGAGUUCUCUUAGGAGAACUGCGAUUUGCCGAAAUUGGCGGCCGCGUGAUAGCCUAAACAUAUCGUUAAUCGAAAAUGUAUCGUUAAUAGAAACAAUGGGACCCUAUGGGAGGCGGAUCCUUAAUCGAAAUAUUGUUCACUGAUGGAAACGUAAACCGAGGGACCACUGUAUUGUGAUUAUCUUUUCUCCUUUUACUUUUGUUAAACAUCUUAUUUCCUUCAUGGGACCUCCUUUGCCAGUACCAAAAUAUGAGAAUAAGUUUUUCCCCUUUUAUUCAGCAACAAAACAGGUGUUAAGUUGUUAAAACAACAAACUGAAACCUUUUACAAGGAAUCAUGUCUGCAUUAACCACAAUACUUAUGGUCAAAAUGCAAACAAAAACACUCUAAUAUAUGCAUUGUCUUUGAAACUGAUUGGUCCACACCAGAGACAGCUUUUUUUACUUUAUUAUUUAAUGUGUAACUGACAUGGUGUGCAUCAUAAGUAUUGUCGAUUGUGACGUAAAGAUUAGGUAGAACUAUGUGCCCCAGUUGAAUCCUAGUAGUUUAAUUACUCUUUAAGUAAUCUUUAACCAUACCGGAAGUACAGCAAAGCACAAAAGCAAUAUAUACUAACAAUUGCAGAGUUAUGGGAAGCUGCUAUAAUGAUGAGCGUCAUGCAGUGGCGUAGCUAGGAUAUUUUGCGCCCGGGGACGAACUAUAAAAUUGGCGCCCCCCCCCCCCCCCCCCGUUUAAUCACAUACAAAAUGUAAUUACAUGACAUGUAGGCUGUGUGUGGCGGGAUAUAUAAACUUUUAGUUUGAGCUGUAGAUUUGUGCAGUAGUUUCAGGCUGCUGCGCCCGCCACAAUAAGUUAUAAUGUAACGUUGUAAGCCUCAUUUUGGCACCCCUUUACCUUGGCCCGGGGACAUAUGUACCCCCCUGCCCCCCCCUAGCUACGCCUCUGGCGUCAUGUCAUGCAAUUUGAUAGCAUCCCGUGAAAAAUAUCACAGCGACCGUGCUUCUGCCACAGUUGUUGCGUUUUCAUAUCUCUUGCAGGAGCACAGCAAGGAUUGCAUGUCUACUCAUAUCCACAUCUCGAGUGACAUCAAAUGGCAUGCAAUAUACUGUGCUGCACACAUGCUAUUUUUCCAAAGGUUCACAUGUUGCGCUGAUGUUUAGUCAACUACGAGCAAAGUGAAGUGCCGAGUGCUAAUUGUGAUAUUGGUCCCUUGAAUUCAUGCUUACCACCAGUGUUACAAAUUGAAUAUUUUUGCUCGUUGCCAUUUCUCGUACAUGAGCGUUUUUGUCGUGUAUUUUUUUACAAGUAUCUUUGUAGAGCAUUGCUGCCUUUUUUAAUGUGUGUACAUAAACUGAAAUCCUAUGCACAUACAGCCUCAGAAAUUAUAUCUGUAAUCACUCCCUAAAGUCCCAAAUGAAGCAGGCAACUCCAUCUCCGUUAACCACAGCACCAGCCACGCCAGCAUCAUUCAUCAACCACCUUAGUGGUGCCUACACCAGAAUUAAUUACUGUAACGUUACUAUUGAAUGCUCCACAGAUCAUAUUGCUGUUUAUCAAAACACAUUCUGUGCAAUAUAACGUAAUGUGUCUUACGCAAAUAUAAGAACGCAUUCUGGGUGUAUGGUGGAGCAGUGCUGUAGUGCAAGACUAAACUGGAACUGCCUGACGCGUGACGUUUCUGCGCACGCUGUAGACGCGGCUAGCAACAAGUCGGCAUUGCUCUACACACUUCAGUUUUUGGAAGUGCGGUUUUAUUUCUUACUCCAAUUUUUCCGUAUUUGGCGUCCCCAAGAAACCCAAUUUAUAUGCAGGACACAGUAUAUCUGCUCAUGGUAUGUAUGUACGUUGAACUUAUUUUGCACCGUACCUAGCCAACCGCCCUAAUCGGAGGUGGUAUUUCGGGCACAAACUUUCCAGUAUAAACCAGACCUCAAAAAGGCAUCGACAACCCCUGGACAAACCUUGACUUGUAUUACAAAUAAGUGAUGUUCAGUUUUCUGUUGAAUGAGGACCUCUGUGAUCGCCCGCUGUCUUGGGCAGCUGCAUACUCGUUCCCACGUUCCCUGACUGCAUCACUUCACCUCUCUGUCAAUCCUCUAAAGUGCCUUAUGUGCUUGACUGCUAUUCCACUCGAAUAUGUUCAUGAGUCGUUAUUUAUUCUGGUGAACUGUUGUGACAAUUUUUUACAUUUUCAGCUAAUAUUAUUGUCCUGAAUAAUGUCUUCUAUUACAUGUGUAGUGAGUCACUCGGAUACACUAAUAGUCGGAGGCACUAUAUUUAUUAUAGCUUUCACAGGUACAAGGAGUAACUACACUAUGGUCAGGACAGCUAACAGGCUGCCUGACUAACAACGCCGAGGAGGUGAAGACGGUGACGAAGACUCCAGCAGCACGACGGGUUCCACUCCAACAACAGCCCCGAACCUUCGCUCGGGGUCCCCUUUUAUCCA
Lethenteron reissneri (Far Eastern brook lamprey) is the source of this 5772-nucleotide messenger RNA. RefSeq names its product sodium-dependent multivitamin transporter-like. NCBI's taxonomy places the organism in Eukaryota, Metazoa, Chordata, Hyperoartia, Petromyzontiformes, Petromyzontidae. Gene Ontology annotation, molecular function: symporter activity. Gene Ontology annotation, cellular component: membrane. The record is from RefSeq and is a predicted model, not a curated record. Gene Ontology annotation, biological process: transmembrane transport; sodium ion transport.